GUUAUGCCAAGUAGGGCUUCGGCGGAAAAGCGACCCUGAAGGUGGUUGUCCACGCAAGCACCUUUUGCGCUCCGCAAUCCAAUAAUUACAUGCUCUGCACACUCAAGAACACGUUUCAAAGCAGAUAAAUACAGUUCAGGUCGGAAGCAACUUGGACUCUCCACCCCGAAAAGCACCCCAAAGUCACCUCCACGGUCCCGGCCCUUUGCGGGCCUCGUUUCGGUCCUGCCCACAGUAUAAAUAGGAGGGAGCUACACUUCACGAGGCGACGCAGCGACUGCACGUAGUGACGCCAACGCGACCGAUUGCACACCGGCUCCGACACCUAAACGUUGCACAUUUCGCUUCUGCCAAUCCAGCACGAUGUCCCUUUUGCGUGCUCCGACAUCAUGCAGCCGCACUGUGCAGUCACAGCAGGGACGGUCGCGGAAGUCGCCCGUCGUGCGGGCCUAUCUCGAGGAGAAGAAGGCGCCUCUCCCGCCGCCUCGCGGGCCCUACUCCACAGUUCCAGCUCAGACCUUUAAGAACCAGCUUGAGGCUCUGAAAUCAAUGUCCGUCGUCGUCGCGGACACUGGCGAGCUGGACCUGGUCAAGAAGUACCACCCCCAGGACUGCACAACCAACCCCAGCCUGGUCUACAAGGCACUGUCCAUGCCCGAGAACCGACACUACCUGGAGAAGGCGCUGGCCAAGGACAAGCGGCAGCCGGAGCACGUGCACGCCGGCGUCAGCCGCCCCUACGCCGGCGUGGCGGACCAGCUGGCUGUGGACCUGGGCGCCGAGCUGCUCAAGAUCGUGCCGGGCCGCGUGUCGACCGAGGUGGACGCCAACCUGUCGUACUCGACGCAGGUGGGGGGAAAGGCGGGGUGGACAGCAGCCAACCUGUCGUACUCGACGCAGGCCAGUGUGGACAAGGCGCUGCGCAUUAUGGAGCUGUACGCCGCCAAGGGCUACAACCCCUCCCGCAUCUACAUCAAGCUCGCCUCCACCUGGGAGGGCAUCGAGGCGUGCCGCCGCCUGGAGAAGCAGGGCAUCAACUGCAACAUGACGCUGCUGUUCUCGUUUGCGCAGGCCGCCGCAUGCGCAGACGCGGGUGCCACGCUCAUCUCGCCGUUCGUGGGUCGCAUCAUGGACUGGUACAAGGCCAAGGAGGGCCGCGACUUCGCCAGCCAUGAGGACCCGGGCGUGCUGUCUGUAAAGCGCAUCUACAACUACUACAAGGCGCACCACUACAAGACCAUUGUGAUGGCGGCGUCGUUCCGCAACGCCGGCGAGAUCCGCGAGCUUGCGGGAUGCGACAACAUCACCAUCUCGCCGCAGCUGCUGGACGAGCUGCAGAAGUCCACAGAGCCGCUCGACCGCAAACUGACCCCCGAGAAGGCGCAGACGGACGCGCUCAAGCUGUCCAACAUGCACGAGGACCUGUUUGUCAAGCUGCACGGCGCGGACCAGAUGGCUGUGGAGAAGCUGGACCAGGGCAUCAAGGGCUUCGUGGCGGACCAGAAGAAGCUGGAGGACCUGCUGGCAUCCAUCGCCAUGAUGCAGGUCCGCGAGAACCACUGAGGCCAUCAAAUCACGUGAGGAGGCCCGCAGUUGACGUUCGUUGCUGAGGGGGCCGUCACGCGCAUGGCUCCGUAGCGCUAGGGAUGGAACUGUGAUUUAGUGCGGAUGUUGAGGGGCUGAUGGACUUGGGCAGGCGAACGACGCUGAUGUACGUAUGUACAAUACACAUGACAUAGUUGCCGCACCGACAUAAGUAGGCGUGUGUAGCAAAUUGUGCCAUGCUUACCCGAAGGGGUACAGAUCCACUGGCUGACAAGCGGUGUCACUGGAAAGGCUUGCUUUAGUCAGAACGCAGGCUGUCCGUUGUUUGGUGGUGCGCUAGGUCGGCGCUUCGACGCGAAGGGCUCACAUUGAGUCUUCCACGUUGCUGACUACGAUUGCACGGCUGAUGUUGUAAAUCACAACACGU
Molecule: messenger RNA, 1972 nt
Organism: Chlamydomonas reinhardtii
Lineage: Eukaryota; Viridiplantae; Chlorophyta; Chlorophyceae; Chlamydomonadales; Chlamydomonadaceae
Exons: 8
Coding region: 364-1563 (399 amino acids)
Biological process (GO): pentose-phosphate shunt, non-oxidative branch; carbohydrate metabolic process; pentose-phosphate shunt
Cellular component (GO): cytoplasm; intracellular anatomical structure
Molecular function (GO): transaldolase activity
Source: RefSeq, a predicted model, not a curated record